This is a messenger RNA of Ilex paraguariensis (yerba mate), 894 nucleotides long. The record is from the annotation of a GenBank genome assembly. Lineage: Eukaryota; Viridiplantae; Streptophyta; Magnoliopsida; Aquifoliales; Aquifoliaceae.
CAGCCUUUCAGGCAUAUUUGGCUCUUCUUUUACCACCAACUGCUCACAAGAUGAGCUACAACACUCCAAUCAAUGAUGUUGCAUAGUAAUGCACAUGCCAUAAUGAAGUAGGAGGCGAUUCACUUGCUUACCAUUUGCUUGUUUGACUCGAGACACAAUGGAGAUCCACUUCGUGUAUACAUGGAUCUUGAGGCUGGCAGGAAGAGAUCAGGUGUUGAGGAUAUUUUUAUAGGUUAUCAUGCCAAAGAUGAUGUUCAAUCAACUUAUGCUGGUGCGCUUUUUCAUAAUGGCCGAAAUUAUCAUUUAUCCUCCUAUAAGAACAAUGAUACUCUUGUUUAUUGGUCUUCCUCACGUUGUCUUCCUGAGAGGAACCGGCUUACAAAAAGUAUUCUUAGUUUGCUGCCCCACCACUCAUUUGGCAAGUGUUUGAACAAUGUUGGGGGCCCAGACAUGGCACUUUCUCUCUAUCCAGAUUGCAUGAAGGACUUCAAUACAGUCCCUAAAUGGUGGGACCAUUUACAUUGCUCCAUGUCUCACUACAAGUUUGUGCUCGCAAUUGAAAACACCGUUACAGAGAGCUACGUGACGGAGAAGUUAUUUUAUGCCCUGGACUCUGGAGCAGUCCCAAUCUACUUUGGUGCGCCAAAUGUUUGGGAAUUUGUACCUCCUCAUUCAAUAAUAGAUGGGACAAAAUUUGACUCCAUGCAGGAGCUGGCUUCUUAUGUGAAGGCCCUUGCUAAUGACCCUGUAGCCUAUGCAGAAUAUCAUGCAUGGAGGCGAUGUGGUGUACUCGGGAACUAUGGGAAAACGCGUGCAGCUAGCCUAGACACAUUACCAUGCCGGUUGUGCGAGGCCGUGAGCAGAAAAGGUGGCAGAAACGCAACGCCCUUGUGA